UAGAAGGAAGCAGUUAUAAAAUAGCAAAUUAAGUGCACUCUCUUGAGAACCAACGCCAACGCCAAAACCAAAACCAAAACCAAGUCUUGAACUUGAACUUGAACUUGAACUUGAAGUCCAUGUCCAACGUCAACCUAAACCAACAUGUCUUAUCUGUACUUGCAAAAUGCAAUCACCUCAACCAUCUGAAGCAACUCCAAGCCUUUCUAUUCGCUCUAGGCCAUUCCCAAACCCAAUUCUAUGCCUUUAAGCUCGUCCGUUUCUGCGCUCUCUCUCUCGUCAACCUUCCUUACGCUCGCUUUAUCUUCGACCAUCUCCACUCUCCCAAUGUCUAUCUCUAUACUGCCAUGAUUACCGCCUAUGCGUCUCACCAUCACCACUCCGCUUUUCUCUUGUACCGCCAAAUGCUUCGUCUGCGACACCCUUCCCCCAACCAUUUUAUCUAUCCACACGUCCUCAAAUCUUGUCCUCACCUUUCCUAUUCUCAUGCCACUAAAAUGGUGCAUACCGAGAUUUCAAAAUCCGGUUUUCUUCGAUACCCGGUUGUGGAAACGGCUCUUCUUGAUUCCUACUCUAAGUUUUCUUCGGGCAUCGCAAGUGCCAGACAGGUGUUUGAUGAAAUGUCCGACAGAAAUGUUGUCUCCUGGACUGCUAUGAUUUCUGCCUGCACCAGACUUGGGGACAUUGAUUGCGCUAUAUCAUUGUUUGAAAAUAUGCCGGAUAGAGAUGUUCCUGCUUGGAAUGCUCUUAUUGCAGGGUGUGCCCAAAACGGGUUCUUCUCUGAGGCAAUUUCACUUUUCAGAAGAAUGAUCAAUCUUGUACUGAAGGAGCAGCAUAGUCAUCAUGGUAAUAGGCCGAAUCAGGUUACAAUUGUUUGUGCACUCUCGGCUUGUGGCAACACUGGCAUGCUCCAGCUUGGUAAAUGGAUACAUGGUUACAUCUAUAAAAAUAGUAUCAAUUAUGAUACAUUUAUCUCAAACGCUCUAAUAGAUAUGUAUGGGAAAUGUGGGAACUUGAAAGAAGCAAGAAGGAUCUUUGACAUGACUUUGAACAAAAGCUUAACCUCAUGGAAUUCCAUGAUCAAUUCUUUUGCUCUCCAUGGCCAAAGCGAGAGUGCAAUCACCGUGUUUGAGGAGAUGAUGCAAUGUGAAGGUGAUGUCAAACCAGAUGAGGUUACAUUUGUUGGCUUGUUGAAUGCUUGUACUCAUGGAGGACUGGUUGAAAAAGGCUUUUCUUAUUUUGAGUUGAUGACUCGGGAUUAUAAAAUUGAGCCCCAAAUUCAACAUUAUGGGUGCUUGAUAGACCUUCUUGGUCGAGCAGGUAGAUUUGAAGAAGCCAUGGAAGUUGUGAGGGAAAUGAGUAUGGAACCUGAUGAGGUUGUUUGGGGUUCUUUGCUUAAUGGCUGUAAGAUUCAUGGCCGUACAGAUUUGGCAGAAUUUGUAGUCCAGAAAUUGAUUGAGAUUGAUCCAAAUAAUGGUGGUUAUGGUAUAAUGCUAGCCAAUAUAUAUGGGGAGUUGGGGAAGUGGGAUGAGGUCCGGAAGGUGAGGAAGAUCUUGAAGGACCAGAAAGCCUAUAAAACUCCAGGUUGCAGUUGGAUUGAGGUCGAUAACCAAGUUUAUCAGUUUUAUUCCGUUGAUAAAUCACAUCACAGAACAGAGGAGAUAUACAAAAUCUUGGAAAGUCUGCUUGGUUUUAUUAGUUUGAAGUGAAGAAAGGCGAGUCUUCUCUCUUUUAUUGCUUCUUUCUUUUACAAAGAAGAGGAGUUGAAAGUGGGAGAAAGAAAAUUAUUGUUAUUUGAAGUGCAAGGAAGCUGCAAAAGCAAAUUUUCCAAUUCUGGCUGAAAAAUCGGGGGUUGAAAGAUGCAAGUUGAAUUUGGUUUCAUUGGAGUUGAGUGCAUUUUUUACAUUUUGGGGAGAAUAUAAGGAAAAUAGGUUUCAGUAUACGGCGAACAGGUAAUAUCCAUGGCUGCACUGAAGAGUUCCACCACAGCUCUAAGUUGCAUAUGCCAAUGCCUCCCAUUGAUGGCCGGAAUAGCACCAAGGAUGAUUGUCCAUAGUGGCCCUUAUAACUUUUGGUCACCUGCAGAAUUGUUCUGAUAUUUGAGCAUAAUGGGCAUUAUACUUGUUGGAAAAAUUGAUCUUCUGAUCGUUGAGCGUGACUAAUAGUAUGCUUGUUGCAUACCCAUCCCAUGGCUUUAUCAUAUGCUCUGCAUUAUAUGACAUGCUCCACAAACUUUAAUGGUGAGACUUACCACAGUUUUUACUGAGCCGCAAUUUGCACAUAAUUGUGAGCAAAGAAAUAUAGGCAUCACGUUUAACUUCUAUUAGGGGGAAGUGUCUGCCUAUCACGACGAAAUGUUCUGCUAUAGGAUUGUAUUUAUUAACUAGAGCACAGUUAUAAGUAUUGUCCGUUGAGUACUCGCAAGAAGUGCUAGUUGCAAAAUAUCACAUGUAUAUUUUAUGUAAACAAAAUUUGGACAUUCAUUAUAUUCUCCAAAA
Molecule: messenger RNA, 2498 nt
Organism: Quercus robur (English oak)
Lineage: Eukaryota; Viridiplantae; Streptophyta; Magnoliopsida; Fagales; Fagaceae
Product: pentatricopeptide repeat-containing protein At1g33350
Exons: 3
Coding region: 120-1709 (529 amino acids)
Biological process (GO): RNA modification
Molecular function (GO): protein binding; RNA binding
Source: RefSeq, a predicted model, not a curated record